AUGCAUGGAUUGUUGGGGAUACCGGAGUCCGAAUCAGUCGUUGAAUGGCGAGAUUUCGAUCCUAGAACGCCAGAAUUCACGUCAGGACCCGACAUAUUCAAGUGGGGAGCCAAUCGGCCCGACAGCAAUGAACCUCAUCUGAUUUAUCAUAAGGAAGAUGAUGCAAUCUACGACGUUCUUCCCGGCCCAGUUAUUCUCAAGCUAGAAGUUAAC
Messenger RNA from Opisthorchis viverrini, 213 nucleotides. RefSeq lists its product as hypothetical. The record is from RefSeq and is a predicted model, not a curated record. The annotation marks the transcript as partial. NCBI's taxonomy places the organism in Eukaryota, Metazoa, Platyhelminthes, Trematoda, Opisthorchiida, Opisthorchiidae. The transcript has a single exon.